Molecule: messenger RNA, 2733 nt
Organism: Lampris incognitus (smalleye Pacific opah)
Lineage: Eukaryota; Metazoa; Chordata; Actinopteri; Lampriformes; Lampridae
Gene: kbtbd4
Product: kelch repeat and BTB (POZ) domain containing 4
Exons: 5
Coding region: 44-1615 (523 amino acids)
Molecular function (GO): protein binding
Source: RefSeq, a predicted model, not a curated record
GUCUGUGUUUGAUAAAGUAGUGGACAAAAGGAGAGCCAAAGAGAUGGAGUCUAGUGAGAAGGGGAGCCCUAAUGUGGGUGGCUCGGUGGCAGAGGAGAACUACUUCCUGGGAUACACCUUCACCGACCGCUCCCACUCCAGCCGGGUGGUGAAGAGCAUCAUGGACCUGUGUCUGGAGGAUGGCCUGUUUGCUGACGUUACCAUCACUGUGGAUGGCAAAGAGUUCCAGCUGCACCGCUUGGUCCUCUCAGCCCAGAGCAGCUUCUUCCGCUCCAUGUUCACGUCCAACCUCAAAGAGUCCCACAACCGCAGUAUUGAGCUGAAAGAUGUUAGCGCGGCAGUCUUCCAGCUGCUGGUCGACUACAUCUACCAUGGCACUAUAAAGCUGAGGGUGGAGGACCUGCAGGACACGUACGAGAUGGCGGAUAUGUACCAGUUGACUGCCCUGUUCGAGGAAUGCUCCCGGUUUCUUUCACGGACAGUGGAGGUCAAGAACUGCCUCCAGGUAAUGUGGCUGGCAGACAGACACAGUGACCAGGAGUUGUACACUGCUGCCAAGCAUUGUGCCAAAAUCCACCUGAUCCAGUUGCAUCAGACAGAAGAAUUCCUCAAUCUGCCACUGUGUCUGCUCUUGGAUAUCAUUAAAGAUGGUGUUCCGAGCUCCCAGAAUCCAACAGUGGCCAUUGACACGUGGAUAAACCACAUCAAAGUGGAGAGAGAGGAGUUUUCAUGUGUUCUUCAGGAAAACCUCAAGGAAAUUGGUGAGAACGUCCAUAUCUACUUAAUAGGAAAGGAAGAGACACGGACUCAUUCCCUGGCCGUGUCUCUGUAUUGUGAUGAGGAUGAUGUCAUCAGCGUGAGUGGACAGAACAGUUUGUGUCACCAGAUCACAGCAGCCUGUAAGCAUGGAGCAGACUUGUAUGUGGUGGGGGGCUCCAUACCCCGCCGCAUGUGGAAGUGCAACAUGCACACCAUGGACUGGGAGCGCUGUGCCCCACUGCCCAGAGACCGUCUCCACCACACUAUGGUGUCUGUCUCCAGCGAGGACACCAUAUACUCUCUAGGAGGCAAAACCUUGCAGGACACCCUGUCUAAUGCUGUAAUUUACUACAAGGUGAAGGACAAUGUGUGGACAGAGACUAGCCAGCUGGACACAGCAGUAUCUGGGGCUGCAGGGGUUAACCUGAGCGGUACCAUCUACCUGCUAGGGGGAGAAGAGAAUGACAUGGACUUCUUUACUAAGCCAUCCCGUCUCAUUCAGUGCUUCGACACCACCACUCAGAAGUGCCAGAUUAAACCCUACAUGCUGCCGUUUGCAGGCUGCAUGCAUGCUGCUGCUCACAUGGACGUGAUCUUCAUCGUAGCAGAGGGAGACUCCUUGGUCUGCUACAAUCCGCUGCUGGAGAGCUUCACCCGCUUGCGCUUCCCCGAGUCAUGGAGCUGUGUUCCCUCAAUCUGGAAGGUGGCAAGCUGUAAUGGCUGUAUAUACGUUUUCAGGGACAAGUGUAAAAAAGGUGAUGCAAACACCUUGAAGUUCAACCCUGCCACAUCUGGGGUCUCUGUGAUAAGGGGCAUCAAAAUCCUCCUCACAAACUGGCAGUUUGUAUUGGCCUGAAAGUCUGUGUGGAUGUUGACACUGUUGCAUCUAUUCUCUGCUGGUAAUCGCAGGAAUUAUGAUUAAAAUCUAUUCAUGAGCUAUCCUGGCAUCCUCUGAGGGGGAGACUUGGUGUAGAGGCAGAGCUGGUGUUGACACAGUGGGUUUGUAUAUUUCACAGUCUCAUACAACCACAGGACUCUUGAGAGGCUUGUAUUACAAUGUGUCUUUUGUUUUUGUCCAUUAAGAGUUGAGGCACAUUCAGCCCUUUAGUGGUGAAGGUACCCAGUUAAUCAUUGUUUCCUGUGUGAUUUUUCAUUUACUGAAACAUAUGUACAAUAUGUAAAAUGGCUAGUGGUUGUGUCAGGAAGGGCAUCCGAUGUAAAAUUUUGCCAAAUCAGUAUGUGAAGUGACAAGACGGAACGGUCGAGGCCUGGGUUAACAACAGCCACCAUUGGCGCUGUGCCCUCGCAUGGUACCGAUGGAAACUAUAAAAUCCACUGUGGCAACCCCUGAAAAACAGGGAACAAGCCGAAAGAAGAAGAUGUACAAUAUGUAAAAUGUAAGUAAAAAAAAUAUACCAUUGUGCUCAUACAACAAUAUCUUGUUUUUGUGAAAGAAAGUUGAAUCAGUUCAUUUGGACACUGUUUUUCUUUGAUUUUAAUUAUUGAGCAUGCAUCUUGUUUUUGUGUGCACACAGCUAUUCAAUAUUUUAUUUUUAUUUUUUUUACAUUUUCACUUUUCUUUUCUUUUUUUUGCCCUGAGGUAAUUUUUGCUGAAUAUUAUAGGUGUACCUCAUAUUAAACUCUUAUCAGAAGUAUUGAAUAUAUAAUUGCAGCUAUGGAUUGUGAUGUCUUGUUUUCCUACCUGAAGCCUCUGUGCUAUACCAUGAUGCAAAAGUAUUCCCACAUCUUGCCUAUAAACGUCACAUUUACCACCAAAGAUUUGCCCGAGAUCUUUCAUCAUUGCACCUAGAUAGCAAAUCCAGGGGUAAAUAUGCUCAUGUUAUGAUUCUAGAUGUUUUUAACAUAGGCACACUGCACGACACAGACAGACCUCCGAGAUUUAUCACAGAAUUGGUACCACAUCUUGUGAAUGGCAAGGCGAUAAAAAGGGCCUAUUUGUAUCCUUGCAGUGGG